Messenger RNA from Chlamydomonas reinhardtii, 4110 nucleotides. RefSeq lists its product as uncharacterized. Gene Ontology annotation, biological process: ceramide biosynthetic process; sphingolipid catabolic process. The transcript has 4 exons. Gene Ontology annotation, molecular function: glycerophospholipase activity. The coding region runs from base 277 to 3309 and encodes 1010 amino acids. Gene Ontology annotation, cellular component: endoplasmic reticulum; cell periphery; membrane. The record is from RefSeq and is a predicted model, not a curated record. Lineage: Eukaryota; Viridiplantae; Chlorophyta; Chlorophyceae; Chlamydomonadales; Chlamydomonadaceae.
AUUGGAGCAAUAGCGCUUGACGGCAGGCUAAAACGUGCUCGUCGAAGCUCAAGUCGCGAAAUUGACCGAAGCCAACAUCCUGCAUAGGCGUUGUUUUGGAUCGUUAUCGAUUGCCGUCAACACAAAUACCUACAUAGGUGUAAUCAGGCUACUGUCUGCCCUGAUAUGGCGUGUCUUGGCGAACGCGACAUUUAGAUGUUUGAGGUUGGCCCCGGCUCGAAUUGGUGCCCCGGGGUUGCUCUAAUGACCUUAUGUGUGGUAUAAGAUGCUAUAGGAAUGGUAUUGGGCUGGGGACACGACCGGCCCGUAGGGCAGUGCGCGAGUGGGACCCGCUUGGCGGCGGCGGCCGGCGUGGAUGGGCCGGCGCAACGCCUCGGCAUCCCGGUGACUAGCCGCGGUGGCGGGGGCGGUGCCGCAGCGGCGGUGGUGUGCAUCCAGUUCGAUGCCACCUUCCCGUGCGAGCUGGAGUCUAAGCUGUCGGAGCUGCUGGACGAGGGCGACGGCGUGGUGGCUCCCGCCGCCGGUGAUAUCCCCAGCCUUCGCUGGGAGGCUGAGGCGCAGUACUCGGAGGCGGCCCGGGGGGCCCAGGUGCGCCGGGUACGCCACCCGCCGCCUGCCCCGGCUGCCGCCCGGGCGGCGGCCGCGGCGGCUUCGGACGCGGCGGCCACGGCGGCCGCGACUGCGGCUGCGGCUGCGGCUGCGUCCGUGAUGGCGACCGCGGCGGCGGAGGCCGCGGCUGCGGCGGUCGCCGCGGCGGUUGCAGCGGGCGCGGACGCCGCCGCUGUGGAGGUGCUGAAGGCGGCGGCGGCUGCUGCCGCAGAGGCUGUGGGCGUGGGCGUGGGCGUGGGCGGCGAUGGCGGCCGUGGCGCCGAGGCGGACCGUGGGCUCGGCGGCAGCGGCAGCGGCACCGGCAGCGGCAGCGGCCGUGGCACCCGCCCGUGGCAGCAGAAGGUCCACGGCCGCGUGGUGUCCGCGGCUGAAGAGGCGGACGCGGUAGUGGUCCGGUCGCUGGUGCAGGACGCGAUGGAGGACAAGCCUGACGACGAUGAGAUGAUGCCGGACCUGACGCCGACGGCGCUGGACGCUGCGGCAGCUGCGGCCCGGCGUGCGGCCCCCAAGCGGAGCCGGGAGCAAGCGCAGGCGGCGGCCGCGGCGGGCGAGGCGGCGCUGGCGCUGGCCAUCCGGGAGAGCAAGGCGGCCAAACAGGCCCUGGCGGCGGCGGCGGCGGUGCAAGCCGCCGCAACAGCCGCGGCGGCGGCGGCAGCAGCGGCCGGGGCGGCGGGCACCCCGGCGGCGGCCGAGGCCGGGGCGGCCGCGGCGGCGGCUGCGGCAGCGGGCGUGAGUGGCACGAUGACCGCCGUAGAGGCCACCGCUGCGGCGGGCGUGGAGGCGGCCUCGGCGCCGGCCGCGCCGGUGUCAACGGCGGGAUUGGGUGGCAUCGUGGGCCCGGCGGUACUGCCCGCGAAGUGGAGCGGCGGCGGUGGUGUGGGUGAUGAGGGCCUGGCGGGCGGCGUCGGGCAGGGGCUGCUGGUGGAUGCGGAGGCAGCGCCGGAUGUCAACGCGAAGCUGCAGUGUCAGGGCCGGCGGGGCGGUCCUGGCGACUUCAUGGACGUUAAGCUGCUGGGAACGGCAGCACCUGGAUGUGGUGUGUCUCCAAGUCUUGACUCGGACAUUGACCUUGUCACGGCGGACCUGGCGGCAGCCGCUCAGCGGCCGCAUGCACGCGAGUGGACUGCGUGGUGGGCGCCGGCCCAGAAGCCGGAGGGCCGUCGUGUUACUGGCGGCACGGCAAUCCUCAUUCGUUCGAGCCUUCUGCAGCAAGGCGCCAUGGUGCUCACUGGCGGCGCAGCUGCCGUGUCGGUGGCGGCUGGCGCGUGGGCGGGCCGCGGUGUCAGUUUGCAGUUGCAGUGGGGUGGCCACACCUUCACGCUGACGUCAGCCUACUUUCCCCUGGUACCCACAGCGCAGCAGGCUUUCAUUCGUGAGUGGGUGGGCCCGCGGGCGUCGGGCUCGGGCGAGCACCUCCUAGCAGCUGACUUUAACUUUGUGGCAGAUGUGGCGCUAGACACAGUCACUGGCCGGGCGCGCAGCGACGGGCCCGCAGCCGCCGCGCUGGCGGCGGCGUGCCCUGGCCUCAUUGACGUGUUACGGCGGCGCCACCCGGCUCGCCGCGUGUGUACCUUCUUCCACCCCCACGGGGCGAGUCGGCUGGACCGCAUCCUGUGCAGCGGCGGCCUCGAACCGCAGGUCCUGGAGUGCGGCGUCGCCGCAGGGGUGCCCUCCGAUCACAUGCUUGUGACGGUUGCCCUUGCGGCGUCGCCUGAAGCCGCGCCACCCGCUCGGAGCCUGCCCAGGGCCCACCUCGGUUUCCGGGACUUCAAAGACUUGGAUCGUGACUACCGUGCCUGGCUGGGUACGGCCCUGGCGGCCCGCCCUACCGAUCCUGUUGAGCUGCUGGAGUGGUGGCCGGCCCUUAAACGGGCUGCCGCCACGUCCGCCAACCGCCUGAGCCGGGAAGCUGUUACGAGGCGUAUGGCCGCCAGCCAGCAGGAGGCGGCCGCGCUUGCGGCGGCGGCAGCAGCCGCCGCCGCGGUGGAGGCUGGUGGUGAUGUGCAGGUGGCGGCGCAGGCGGCCGUGCGUGCGCGCUGCACGGCGGCGGAGGCCGCCGUGACCGCGGCCGGCGGCGCGGCGCGACGUACGCGCCACGCGUGGCUGCGUGGCGGCGAGAAGCCCUGCCCUCUCCUCACGCGCAUGCUGCGGCCGGCGGGUGGGCCGCGCGUGAUUGCCAAGUUGAAACAGCCCGGUGGCACCACUACAUCCGACCCCACGGUCAUGGGGCAGGUGAUGGCGCGGUACUGGAGGGACGUCAGUGCCGCGCCGCCGCCCGCUCCAGACGCCCGCACGCAAGUCCUGGAUGCGCUGCAACAGCACGGGCGCCGGUGUACAGCCGAAGAGGCGGAACAGCUGGGGCGGGGUGCGGUCUCGGCGGCGGAGGUGCGCGCGGCGCUAGCCGCUGCGCCGGCUGGGCGCGCGGCGGGCCCUGACGGCAUACCGGUGGAGUUAUACCAACACCAUGACAGUGAUUUUGCGCCGGUCCUAGCGGAUGUGUUUACGGCGGUGGGGGAGGGGGCUGGGGUGCCUGGCGGGCUUCUGGAUGGCGUGUGGUCCUUCUUCUUUAAGUCGGGCGACCCUACCGAGCCCUCUAAUUAUCGCCCCAUCACGCUGACGGAUACCGAUUACCGCACCCUUGCCCGUGUGUUGUGCUUGCGACUGCAACCGGUGUUUGGGCGUAUCACUGACCCUGAGUAAACUGCGUUUCUGACGGACCGUCGCAUUGCCGAUAACGUCCUCUUGCUCCAACUUACUCCUGGCCUGUUGAAAGCCGCCAAAAAGGCCCCGGGUGUGGCGGCCUUCCUAGACUUUUACAAGGCGUAUGAUACGGUGGACCGCUCUUUUCUGCUCGCGUGUCUGGAGCGCAUGGGCGUGGGGGCGGGCUUUCUUACGUCCCGCCUGUUAACUGAUACGCGUGGGGCGGCGUUGGUGAAUGGACGUGUGUCAGGAUGGGUGCCGUUGAUGGCGGGCGUGCGGCAGGGCUGCCCGUUGGCUCCGUUGCUCUACCUCGCUGUGGCACAAGCCCUCCUGUCAUGGCUACGUAGCCGGGGGCAUGGUGUGCUCGCUAACCUUGCGUCGGUGCUGGCGUCCCAGUAUGCGGAUGAUUGCACGCCGUUUUUAGAGGGGUUUCAGGCGGUGUCGGGGUUCCUGGCGGACAUGGAUGUGUUUCGGCGGGCGUCUGGACAACGGUUAAACAUGACUAAAGUUGAACUGAUGGUGAUGGGGACGGUCGGCGGUGCUGGCGCCCUGCCGGCCGGCGUGGCUGGCCCGCCCCUGCCCCCUGGCUGGCGUGUGGUGCCGGCGGCCAAGUCACUCGGGGUGCAUUACGGGGAUUGGGGCGCACUUACCCCGCCAGUUACGUUUGAGGCCGUGUUAGGGGUGCUGAGCAAAAUCGCGCGCAUGCCCGUGUCCAUGUUUGGUCGGGCGGCCGCGGCGUCGGCUUAUGCUUUGGGCAAGGUCCUGUAUCAUUUGGAAUUUGCGGGUCUUCCCCAACUGUAC